CAAUCUCGAAUAUUCCAUACGAUUUCUGGGGAUGUUGCUACUUUGAAUGGCCGGUCUGGUACAGUUACUACGAUUAUUGCUACCUAGAUUACAACAAAGAACCAGCACAGCUCUGAUAAUAUUCGCGUGUUUAUUGCCAAACAUAUGAGAACCAUAGACCACGCUGAACUUGAAGCAAGAGUCUGCAAUUCUUCCUUAGGCUCUAGGGCCCUCUUUGUAAGCUCAAGAAAUAGAUGAUUGAUACAGGCUGUCUUGGGAUGAAGUCAAGAGAGGACCUUCAAAAGAGAUGGCGCUUUGUAGCCGAAUCGUCGAGCAUUUCAAGUCUGAAAAGUGCCGUGAGAAAGCCUGCCAAUGAAAACCCAUGCAUUUGCGGAUUUCGGUCCAUAUGUUGGAAGAUUUUUUUAUUAUUUCAAGAUUUCGACCACUUAAUUUGGAAUCAGAAGCUUCUUGCUUCGAGGAGGGCCUAUGAUUCUUUGAGGCAACACUUUUUUCGAAACGUCGAACGGCCUAACAAUAUUGACUCAGAGUUUGAUCCGUUGACCGAAGACGAAAAUUCUCCUUGGACAAAUAUUCGACAAGACGAGGCCUUGAGAGAGGAAAUACUUCAAGAUGUUGAGAGAUGCAUGCCAGAUUAUGAAUAUUUCCACCAGAGAGAACCUCAAACAAUGAUGCUGGAUAUACUAUUUGUCUUUUGCAAACUUAAUCCGGACGUCGGGUACCGCCAAGGCAUGCACGAGGUUUUGGCUCCCCUAUUAUGGGUAGUCAAAGAAGAUGCAAUUAACACGGGUCUUUGCCCCUCUGAAACGGAAGAUUCAUCUUUCGUGGGCACAAUGCUUGAUGAGACAUACAUAGAGCAUGAUUCGUUUACUUUAUUCAACCUGCUCAUGCAGUCUGCCAAGCCAUUAUACGACGCGGCUCCAUCAACACCAAAGCAACCAAUCACGUUUGCAUCGAAGCAGAGCGAUUCUUUCAUAGUGCAGAGCAUCAAGAAUGUCUACUACAACCUCUUGCCACAGGUUGAUCCGGAGCUAUCAGAUAGACUCUACAAAGCCGAGAUAGUACCACAGGUUUUCCUUUUACGGUGGUUCAGGUUGAUAUUUGGGCGAGAGUUUCCGUUAGAAAAUCUCCUCCCUUUGUGGGAUCUGAUAUUAGCGGAAGACCCCCAAUUAGACCUUCUUCAAUUUAUUUGUGUCGCAAUGCUUUUGCGCGUCCGAUGGCAUCUCCUCGAGGCGGAGCCACCAGAUAUGUUGAUCAUACUUCUUCGCUAUCCCAUUCCACCAGAAAAUAUAGGAGCUCAGACCUUUGUCGAUGACGCAAUAUAUCUCCGUACCCACCUUGACAUAGAAGGAGGUAGCUACAUCAUAGCUAAGUACUCCAAUAGAACCCCAAAAUACUCUCCUGGCAAGCGCCAAAGCUAUUCAAGGGUUUCUGCGCUUCAAUUUCCGGCGGGCAAAGACAAAGCCGAGUUGCGUUCUCUCUCACCAUCCCAGUCUUCUUCGAUUUCAAGCCCAGAGCAACGUGGACUGGAGAACUUUUUACAGGAUGCUGCACGAGGAGUGUACCGGCGGAGCGAGAAAUGGGGUCUCAGUAACAUAGUUCGCAAUACCGUCGAAGAGAUGCGAAAGGGCGUCCAGAAUUUGCCUACUAGCACUCCCACAAAAGCCCAGGUAUCUGAUGCGGUCCAAGGAAAACCAAAAUCUCAGAUUUGCCAAGAUUACGUGGAUAACAGCCUAACGCCAGUGGACUUAUUGAAAGAUGCACUCAUAGGUCUUCGAGAAUGCGAGGAGGAAAUUAAACAGAUAAAUCGACGCGCUGCAGCAAAGCUUCGAUUGGCUGCCGAUAAAGUCGAAAAUGCCCAGCGUAUGUUUGAAGAUGUUCCAAGGAAGCAGAUUAUUCAGACGGGGAGCGAAGAAUCGGGAGGCCGACCAGAAGGAAUGAGCCUCUUUCAGCAGCACACGUCCGUGGGUUCCUCCGACCAGCCGAAAUCACCUCCGGUCCAGACUCAAACGUCUUCUGCCUUAUAUCCAUCAAAACUUGCUACACUUCCUGCCGGUUACAUAUCUCCGAAUUCCCCGAAAGGUGGACAAUUAGAAACUCAGCCAGUCGAAUCAUUCCAGUCCCCUCGACGAUCCCUCGCUCAAUCCUCUUUUUCAUGGAUGGUAGAAGGUGAACAAAGAACUUCUAAUGGCAUGAGCAACAACCCUCUUCGCACUGGAAAACGGAAUUACGAACAAAAGAACAAGGUUCGUUCUUUUCUUUUUGGUGAAAGUGGCCCGCAGGAGUCAUCGCAAGGUGAAGACGAUUCUCAGGAAGAGAGAUUUGAGGUCUGACAGGUCAGCUUACACUCGUGACGAUUCUUGAAGGAAAUUCCACUUGAUGUGGAGUAAGACAAGGCUUACGCGCAGAUGAAUAUCGUAUUAGUUGAUGCUCCGCUCAGAGGUUCUUAGUCAUAAUGAAGAGAUUAGUAGUAGCGCUGGGAAUUUUACGAAUGCAAGAUCUUUCCAUGAAACCUCCAGGCA
This is a messenger RNA of Xylona heveae TC161, 2519 nucleotides long. Its product is annotated as RabGAP/TBC. The record is from RefSeq and is a predicted model, not a curated record. Gene Ontology annotation, biological process: activation of GTPase activity. Bases 234 to 2330 code for a protein of 698 amino acids. Gene Ontology annotation, molecular function: GTPase activator activity. Lineage: Eukaryota; Fungi; Ascomycota; Xylonomycetes; Xylonales; Xylonaceae. The transcript is spliced from 7 exons.